AUGCAUGCUACAGACGAGGAGUUCAAUUUUCCUGUCGCAUUCAGUAUCCUUAUGUAUAAAGAUGUAAACCAGGUUGAGCGGUUACUGAGAGCGAUUUAUAGACCCCACAAUUACUACUGUAUACACGUAGAUAAUUCAGCUGACCCUUCAGUUCGUAAAGCCAUGAUCAAGAUAAUCAACUGUUUACCAAAUGCAUACGAAGCUACUAAGUCGACCCGAGUGGUUUGGGGAAAAUUUUCGGUGCUAGAACCAGAGUUGGUAUGUAUGAAAGAUUUACUAAGAUAUGGCGACUGGAAAUAUUUUAUUAACUUAACAGGCCAGGAAUAUCCCUUAAAAACUAAUCUUCAAAUUGUUAAAAUUCUGAAAUCUGUUCAUGGUGCAAACAGUGUUGACGCUAUUACUGAAAGAAAAUGGACAAAGCGAUGGAAAAUGGCGGGAAAACCACCACAUGGCAUAAAACCUGUAAAAGGGAACGUGCAUGUUGUUAUAAAUAGAGACUUUGUUGAUUUUGCAGUUAAUGACAACCGAUCUAUUGAUUUUAUAGAAUGGCUUAAAAAAACUAAAGUUCCGGAUGAAUUUUUCUUUAAUUCAUUGAAUCAUAAUCCACAUCUCGGUAUUCCUGGAUCUUUCAAAGGUAUGUAUCUUUAUUGA
This is a messenger RNA of Patella vulgata (common limpet), 651 nucleotides long. Its product is annotated as N-acetyllactosaminide beta-1,6-N-acetylglucosaminyl-transferase-like. The coding region runs from base 1 to 651 and encodes 216 amino acids. Gene Ontology annotation, molecular function: acetylglucosaminyltransferase activity. The record is from RefSeq and is a predicted model, not a curated record. NCBI's taxonomy places the organism in Eukaryota, Metazoa, Mollusca, Gastropoda, Patellidae. The transcript has 2 exons. Gene Ontology annotation, cellular component: membrane.